Messenger RNA from Rhincodon typus (whale shark), 1686 nucleotides. It is a transcript of the gene fyrd1, whose product is annotated as transforming growth factor beta regulator 1. Gene Ontology annotation, biological process: regulation of DNA-templated transcription; regulation of cell cycle. NCBI's taxonomy places the organism in Eukaryota, Metazoa, Chordata, Chondrichthyes, Orectolobiformes, Rhincodontidae. Gene Ontology annotation, cellular component: nucleus. The record is from RefSeq and is a predicted model, not a curated record.
AUGGAGUCUCACAGUCUGGAGACGGAAGGGGAGAUCCUUCACAAGUCGCCGAUGAUCCACGGGAAGGAGCAGCUCCGGCACGGACACAAACCCCCGAUUCUCCUGCCAGUGUCCACAAGCAAUCACUCUCCAGAGACAUCACUAUCUCCUAUUGACACCUUGAAUUCUCUGUCCAACUUUGAAGCUGAAAUGGACCAUGAUGGACAGGGGACUUAUUCUCUUUUCCCGGCACUGGAUAAUGUGACGAUUUUGUCAGGAACCAGUGAAGCACUGGAAAGUGAACCAACAGCCGAUGUAAAUGACAAACCAAACAUGACGUGGUUGGAUGCUGCACAGAUUGUUCUGGAAGAGGCUGGGAGGCCGCUGCACAUUAAAGAAAUCAAGCAGAGGAUACUGGACCGAGGACUUGUGCAGUCAAAUUCCAAAUCUAGCUUGGAAGCAGUUCUGUAUCGAGAGACUCAAAAAGGAAGCAGGCGUUUCAAGAGACUUGAGAACAGGAAUGGGGUCUUCGGUUUGUUGACGGAGAAAGAACGACAGCAGCUACUCCAGACAUACCCUGCACAGCCUUUCCUUGUGCCGGCGACUCAUCCACCUGAGUAUCCUAAUCCUCAGUUAAUGGACCAUCUCUCCAACUUUCCCUCCCCCUCCAUCUUCCAGGAAUCAAAACCCAAAUUGAAAAAAGUUUUGAAGAAGACUCUGAAUGAGAAGUACAGAAUUAAAUACCUUCGGUUGCGAAAGACUGUAAAAACUCUGAUCUUUGAGAAUGCAGCUCUCUGCGAUGAAAUUGCUUAUAUAGAGCAGAAAUUCAUCCGGACUAAGGAAGAACGACGGUUCCUAUUGAAGCGGCUAUUGCAGCAUCAGAACUUAACUGAUGGGACUGACCUUGCAGGACCGACCAGUACUCUGCUUACUCCUCCUAUGUUCAAUGUCCCUGGAGGAUCCAACCAAGUGCCAGGAGUCUCAAACCUUCCUACAACACCUGUUACCAGUACUUCAGUUGGAGAGGAGGCAGUGGGGAAAAAAUCAAAGAAAGACAAAAAAGACAAAGGAAAAGAUAAUGGCAAAGAUGAUGGUCUGAAAAAUGUAUCAAAGAAGAAACGAAGUAGGGACAGGAGCACCCGAAAACUGAUUCGACCAAUCCUUCUGGACUCUGGCCAGCCAUUCUUUUCCAUAGUACUUCAAGGACUGACUAUUUACAGUUUUAGGAAAAUCAUCACAGAUCGUUCAGGCUUUUAUGAUAAGACUGUGAUCUAUCCUGUGGGGUUUUGCAGCACCCGGGUCUAUGCCAGCAUGAAGAACCCUGACCACAAGUGCCUGUACACCUGUCAAAUCAAAGACGAUGGGAGUGGACCACAGUUUCAGAUUGCUCCUGAAGUCGACCCCAAUGCACUCGUCACCACCUCUGCUUCAGCCUGUCACACCUGCUUGUUGGAAGUGAUUGCCAAAGCUCGAGGAAAGCCAUUCAGCAAUGUAGUGCCAUCUGGAGCUGAUUUCUUUGGCUUUUCCCACCCCCACCAUUCAGAAUGUGAUUCAGACCUGCCCUGUGCCAGGAAGUGUAUCUGCAUUGCAGGUUCUGAGGUGACUGACCCAAAAGUCCAGUACUGGAUCUGCACAUCCUGCUGCAGUUUGGUCAAGGCGGCAUUGGCUGAAGCAGAAAUGGUCAUUGCUGACAUUCAUGUGGAGUGA